AUGAGGAUCCGAGCAAGAGACCAAUGGAAUUGGCGCAACUUCCUCAUGUGCUUUGGCGUCAGCACUGGUAUGAUUGCCUUUUCUUUCCCUGCGUCAGUUAUCGGAACAACGCUGGCGCAGCCAUCAUUUCUUACUUAUAUGAAUCUCUUGGAUGACCAAGGGGUAUGGUCUUCCCAGGCAACGCCCUUGAUAGGGGCGAUGUCAGGGAUUUUCCAGGCUGGAGGCGUCUUUGGCAUCAUCGGUGUUAGCUACAUCAUGGAGAAAUGGGGCUGCAAAAUGGCUGUAUACGCCUGCUCCAUCAUCGGCCUGAUAGGCGGUGCUCUGGUCUGCGCAUCACAAAACGUUGGCAUGUUCGUUGCGUUUAAAUUCCUGGCUGGCAUGAGUUCAUGGGCGUUUAUCGCCAUCACUCCAGUCUAUACCUCCGAGAUUGCUCCUCCGGCCCUUAGAGGAUUGUCUGUGGGUAUGAAUGGGGUAGGCAUUGCCAUUGGGUAUGCUCUAGCCACGUACAUGGGCCUCGCGUUCUACCAUUCAACGAAUAUGUCUACUCAAUGGCGUGGGCCGUACGGUGUAUCGCUCAUAUUCACCGCUCUCCCUAUGAUGAUUGUCCCAUUUAUUCCUGAAUCUCCCCGAUGGCUACUCAUGCGCAACCGUGUCGAUGACGCCAAGCAAGUGGUCAGGAGUCUUCACAACCUCUCAAAUAACGAUGAACAUCAUUUCGCUAUUGUCGAAUUCUACCAAAUGCAGAAGCAGAUAGAGUACGAUCGUACUCUUAGCCCUUCGUACUGGCAGCUAUUCAAGCGAGCAUCCUAUCGAAAACGACUUAUUAUGAGUACUGGCUACGCAGCUCUUGGUCAAAGCACUGCCAUCUUGGUCAUCAACAACUACGGUCCUUUACUCUACAGCGUCCUCGGCUACGAUACUGAGCAGCAGCUAGAACUCCAAUGCGGGUGGAUCACUUGUGGGAUUGUUGGAAACCUAACAGGUGCUCUAAUCAUGGACAAGGUUGGCCGAAAGCCGUUGAUGAUCUUUGGAAUCGGCGGCUGUUUGGCUUGCUUGAUUGUAGAGGCUGCUCUGGUUGCCACUUAUGCAAACCCGGUGCCGGCUGAACCGAAUAAAGCCGCGUUGCGUGCAGCAGUUGCAGCGUUUUACAUCUUUGUUUUCAUAUAUGGAUGUGGUGUCGAUGUCGCAGGAAUCGUCUUCUACGCGGAAAUUUACCCCAACCAUCUUCGACCCAAAGGACUGGCUUUGACAGUCGCGUCUACAUGUCUCGCAUCCCUGGUGUACCUCCAAGUGGCUGCCACCGCUUUUGCUAACAUUGGCUGGAAAUUCUACCUAGUCUUUAUCUCCAUCUGUGCGGUUGGUCUGCUCUGGAUCAGUAUUGUCUUGCCAGAGACUAAGGGUAUCCCGUUGGAAGAAGUUGCUGCAUUGUUUGGUGACCAAGAGGAAGUUAUGGUCUUCACCGAAGAUCUCCAGCUUGGCGAUGGCGAAGACGAGAUCGUGGUUAAAGACCACCAUCGUGAGCGCCAUAGCCAGGAGCAAAUUGGCAAAGAGACAGAAGAGACCGUCCACCAAGAGGUUGUCAAGAUCUCAAUGUAG
Molecule: messenger RNA, 1596 nt
Organism: Exophiala aquamarina CBS 119918
Lineage: Eukaryota; Fungi; Ascomycota; Eurotiomycetes; Chaetothyriales; Herpotrichiellaceae
Exons: 6
Coding region: 1-1596 (531 amino acids)
Biological process (GO): carbohydrate transport; transmembrane transport
Cellular component (GO): membrane
Molecular function (GO): carbohydrate:proton symporter activity
Source: RefSeq, a predicted model, not a curated record